AUGAGCCAAUUUCAGCUUUUCCCUCCUCCUGCUCCGCAGGGAGUCCCCAAGAACCCAUUUCGAAAGGGACCUAGGAGACCGUCGGUCAGCACUCAGUCCUCAGUUUCGAGUCCUUUAGAAGACCCCAGGGGCAAGGGUGCGGAAGCCAAAGCUGUGGUAUUACAGGUUGUCGAGCCUAGCAGCAUUAAGCCGUCACGGAAAGCACACAUCCCUCCUCCCUCGCCACGAUCAUCCACCCCAGAGGCGAGACCAGGUUCACGAUCGCCUGAAUCAAUUUCCAAAGCCAGCCCAGAAGAACAAAAUGUUUCGAGCCCUCUUCCAGAUGAUAAUAAGCUGUUAUCACCUGCUAGAACUAAUGGAGAUGGGGAAUCCGGUCGUGCACAAAACCCUGCGCCUGUCGCUGCCUCUCCAAUCGUCCCCAUGAGGUCGAUAUUCCCUCGUUUCAACCCAGAUGCACCACUCGGUCAACAGCAAUACUGCAAUGGCGUCUCUCAGAACUUCUCACGACCUCGUACCAGGCCUGCAGAGCUUGACUUAUCUCAGGCCCCAGAAAUCGAUCGCGCACUGGGACCCAAGACGGUCCCUGCGAGCGUGCUGGAUUUUCCGGCAGGUCUUCUCGAUCCAGUUGAUGUGGUCUACUCUUCUACAGCAGAGCUUAGAGGGUUAUGGGAGGCAGCAAAUGGCCAGAGGCCAGAAGGUAUUGGUGGAAAUUUCAGCCUUCGAAUGCAACGCCUCGACGCCGCGACUUUCGUCUUUGGCGAGGCUAAUGCACCCUUCUACACCAUGCAAACAUACUCUACGGAUGAACUAUCCAUAUCGAGAACAAACCCCUCCAACCCUAACACCAAGAUCUCCAUUAUGAUGCUCCAACUGGAAGACCGCCGUCGUCGGGAACCCCCCGACGACGGCCUGGUAUCCCACCUUUUCUCCCAACUCGCCGCCAUGCUUGCAAUCGAGCAAGCAGAGGAACUAGCCCGGCAACACAGACUUCCUCUCCUCGAAGCAGCAGAGGUAGAAGCCGACGCGCUAAAGCGUGCAGCCGCCCAAGAGUCUUGCAGACUUUCCUGGAACCCCACAAAACGCCUCUACGAGCUCCAACACCCAUCCUUGAGCAAGCAGGCCCCAAGCCCAGCCCUAGUCGGCGCAGCGGGUAUGGCUCUCUCCCCUGUACGAUCCAAGUACUCGGGUGUCUUACACAUUACUGUUUCUACCCCAUCCGCAAACCCCACGGCAGAAACAGCCCCAGGUCGCGCUCAACCGCCCACCAUCCUCGUCACAGCUCCCCUCCCAAAUAGCUCUAUCGACGCAGCCGCUUCACCGCGCACAUCAACUCUCCCUCUCACGGACACAGACGAGCCCCUCGCCUCCUUAGACCUAGGCACCAUGACGCUGACGAUCUCCACACCCACAAUCACAAACACCAUUCCCUCUCUAUACGCAAUCGACUCCAUCGUCGCUGCGAUUCUCGCCGUUGCCGUCUCCGACGCAGCUACAAACCCUGUACUCGCAGACACGCCCCUUUACAACCCCCACAACAACCACUCUCUCUCUCCCCAACCCCAACCGCAACCGCAAUACCCACGCACACCCACCACCCCAUUCACAGGCAAACUCGUCGCCACGAUCGCCGAGCGCGAAGACGCCCAAGCCGGAACAGACCUCAUCUCACGAAUAAAAUCCGCCGCGUCCCCGUCCCUCGACAGACAAACCAAGCCCGCCGCACGAUUCAACCCCCAAAAAUGGCUCUCGCUGCCCUUUCCCCGCUCAGCGCACUCGACCCCAACCCACCUCCCCCAACCCGAGCGUCGGAGUAAACGAGCUAAAAGGCAACCACCCCCAUCCACGGGCAUCAGCAUCCCGAUGGUCGCGGAGGAAUUCGACCUCGAGAAAUACGGCCGCUACGGUACCGGUUCUUCGCGGGAGGGGGAAGAGGUCCCUGGUGCAGCGAGGGGCGCCAUCAAGUUACUCUUCUGGGGACUCAAGUUGGUGGUGUUUGCGUUGACGGUGGUGUUUAAAGUGCUCAGUUGGGUUUUGGUUGCUGUGGCGAGGUGUUUGACGAGUGAGAAGCUUUGA
Aspergillus ochraceoroseus IBT 24754 is the source of this 2073-nucleotide messenger RNA. RefSeq lists its product as uncharacterized. Lineage: Eukaryota; Fungi; Ascomycota; Eurotiomycetes; Eurotiales; Aspergillaceae. Bases 1 to 2073 code for a protein of 690 amino acids. The transcript has 2 exons. The record is from RefSeq and is a predicted model, not a curated record.